Sordaria macrospora k-hell is the source of this 354-nucleotide messenger RNA. RefSeq lists its product as uncharacterized. NCBI's taxonomy places the organism in Eukaryota, Fungi, Ascomycota, Sordariomycetes, Sordariales, Sordariaceae. The record is from RefSeq and is a predicted model, not a curated record.
AUGCGGUUCUACAGCUCUAUGCGCCUGAGCUUGGUCAAGGUUCAGGAGGACAGCAUCUUCGGGCCCAAGUGGCAGCAGCAACCAACGGACAGGCCGCCCAUUUACAACAGGCCGCCGAUGCAUGACAAGACGUUGGUACCACUCGUCCGGCGCGUCAUCGGCGACAAUCUGGGCACAGGGUCAAAGGAAGCCGUCAUGACUUUGGUCAACGACUAUGGCGUCUCCUCCGAGAUGAGCGAAGACUGGUUCUACGUCACAAAUACCGAGUCGGAGCAUUGCGGCCAGGAAUCAACAGAGGACGUUGACGAGCUUAACCGUCCAUCCGACACAUUCGACAAUCGACACUUUGAUUGA